CGAACAACAAACCCGGGGCCCAGCACACAGCAGCAGCCCACAGGCCGGAGUUCCUCCCCCGGGAAGGUGUGUUCUGCCAUGGAAGUGUGGGAUUUACCUGGGUGUGCCGGCAGACGCAGCCCGUUGCGACAGGCGCUGCUUGCGAUAUCCAGGCUGAUGUCAUUCCGUUUGUUUUAAGUUUCUACAAGACGACCGAAAACCCCAAAAGAGGAAAACACGAGCAUGGAACCGCUGCUGACCAACUGAAAAAUGCAUCCAGGAGACCCUUCCGUUCCACCACCACCUCCACCACCUCCACCUCCACUUCUUCCACCACCACCACCUCCUCCACCUCCUCUUCCACCUCCACCCCCUCCUCCACCUCCGUUGCCCGGACUUGCUUCAGCCCACAAUGGAGCGGGCCUCUUCGGCAAAGGAGCCCGCCGGCGAUCCCGGAUGCGUAACUUCAACUGGGAGACCCUCCCCAAACACAGCGUGAUAGGAAAGCACAACAUCUGGACGGCAGAUAAACCUGAUGGGGAAUACGAGCUGGACACAGAUCACAUGGAGGAAUUAUUCAGCCACAGCCAGGGACAGAAGAACCCCAAAGCCACCAACCGCUCCAGCGUGAGGGGCCUCCCGACUUCUGCCUCCGGAGCAGAAAUGGUUUCUAUCCUCAGCUCCAAGAGGAGCAUGAACAUUGGAAUUUUCCUGAAGCAAUUCAAGCGGCCUGUGAAAAACAUGAUUGAGGACAUCACAUCGGGAUGUGGUCUCAGUUUUGGAUCUGGAAAAAUCAGAGAGUUGUGCCGGUUGCUGCCGGAUGAAGGGGAGGUGAAGCAGCUGCUGAGGUUUAAAGGCGACCCAUCCACCCUCCCUGAGGCAGAUCUUUUUAUGCUAAUGCUGGUCAAGAUUCAAAGGUACGAAGAACGUCUGAGCUACAUGGUGCUGAAAGAGGAAUUUUUCCCCCUCAUGGACGAAAUGAGAGAAUUCAUUAGGACUCUAACAGCUGCUGGAAUGGAGUUGUUAGAGUGUGAUAAUCUUCAUUCUAUCAUUCGACUGGUACUGAAAACGGGAAAUUACAUGAAUGCUGGUGGUUAUGCAGGCAGUGCUAUUGGCUUCCGAAUGGCAUCCCUGCUGAAGCUGGUGGAUACCAAAGCAAACAAACCCGGAAUGAAUCUUAUGCAUUAUGUUGUGAUGCAAGCUCAGAAGGCAGAUGUGACGCUGCUUAAAUUUCCAGAGCAACUCAAACACAUUGAAGCCGCAGCAAGAAUCAAUAAAGGUGACAUUGAAGCAGAGUUUGAAAGACAGGUGAAGAAAGUACAAGAUGCCAAAGCUGAUAUCCUGAAACAGGAAGACCUAAAGGCACAGAUGGAGGAGUUUUUAAUGGAAGCUGACGCUUGUUUGGAAGAAGUGAUGUCUGACCUGGAAGAACUGCAGUCAGUCAGUGACUCUGUGGCUGAAUACUUCUGCGAGGACUCAACGAAAUUCCGACUGGAGGAGUGCUGCUCCAUUUUCAGCUCUUUCUGUGAGAGGUUCCUGCGAGCCGUGCAGGAAAACAAGGCCAGAGAGAUCAAAGAGAUUAAACAAAGACACAUAGACAGGCUGCAGAUCACAGCCAAGCGCAGGUCAACAGCGACCUGCUCUAGUCGGGACAAGGAAAUGGAGGGUGUUGCGUUAGAGUCCGUGCUGCAGAACUACCUCACCAACGGCCUCUCCAGGAGAAAGUCCGGGAGGCCCUCAUCAACUCGUGGCAGUCCGACUAACGGGAGCCUAUCAGAAAUCAGCUCUCCAGCAAACAUCCCCACUGAAAACACUGAAAACCAGUUCAAAGCCAAGGAGAUGUGCAGGAAAGAAUGGACUUCAGCAACUGAACUGGCAGAGAACUUCACUCAACCAAAAGCUCAGGCACAAGCAGGGGCUGGUGCAGAACAUGGUACGGCUCUAAAGGAAGAGGUAAAACCUUCUGGAAAAGUGGGAUCUGGAGGUUUACUGCACCUACCCAAAAGAAGCACAAAGGUUACCUCCGCUGACAGAUCUUCGUCUGCCACCACUGAUGAUGAUGAGGGAGAUCUGCAGGACAAUAACUUCGAGGAGGCUCAAAGGUUGCGUGAAGCAUCGAGAAAAGUUUUGAAAUUCCAGAACAGUCGUGGAAGUGUCUCAUCUAGCGACUUUUCUUUGGAGAAUCAGAAAACUCCGACUCCAAGGGCCACCUUGCGUCGGCAGUUCACCUUUGACGAGGAAACCCAAAGGUACCCGGGGGAUCCCACCAAUGAGGAUUUGGUCCAGUUUCUGCUCAGUUCUCAGGGCUCGUCGAUACAGAACAUCGCUCGCCGACAUACUCUGCCUACCAAAGUUCCUAAAAGUGAAGAAGAAAAGGAUUAUCAACCAGCAGUCAACAGUCCAAAUCACAUGACACGUGACAAAAGAACGCAGGCGAGUGAGGGUGCUGGACACAAGUCCUCCAAACCAGCAUUUGAUUUUACUGAUAACCCUCAGAACUUUAGCAAAUCAGAUGGUCAAGACCUGAAUACACCAUCAGCAGAAAAGAAGAGUAAACCGAAUGAUUCUUCAGGUCAUGUGUCAGGGGGAAUGUCUUUGGAGGACAACCAAGGGGACAAAUCAAUGGAACGCACAGUCAUCCAGCCUCAGAGGAAUACGGAGAACGUUCCCCCCAGGAGCGUGUGGUUCAAGACUGACACCUCGGGAUUUUUUUCCAAUUUUUUUAAACGUCUUGGAGAUAUAAGUAAAGCACAGAACAAUAAGGAAAAUGUUCAUAAGGGUACAGAAUCUAGUGUGUAGUGUUGAAUUUUUUUUUAAAAAGAAUAAAAAAAGAGUUUACGAUUAUGUAUUGAUGCAAAGCUCCUGAUACUUAAUUAUUGCAUUAAAGUAGCAAAUAAUUUAUGACAAUAUAGCAUUCACAUGUUGUGCAAUUUAGUGAAUUUAUUAGUGAUCCUAAUUUUGAAGAAAUUAGGAAAAUGAUUGAGAGAAAGUCCUGAGAAAUUUGUUCCAGAGGGUCACCCGUAUGUUGUACCACUAGAUGGCGAGAUUUUACUGUAAGUUGAAAAUGAUGGUUAUGAAUUGUCAGGCAAUAUGUAUGUUGCUGACAAUGAAAGGGAAGAAGGGCAGGCUCACUGUAAGUAAUUUAGUCGCUAUUUGAUGUUCACCAUCUAUUGAUCAGGCGUCCUCAUAAGCAGGACAAAUGACUGAAGGUUGAUAUUGUGAGUUCUGUGUCAGGAUUAAAAAGCACAAGAUAGCAGAAUGUUCAUUGAAAGUAGUUGAGGGAAUUGAGGUUGAGCAGGAGAAAGGUUUCAACAUUGAAAAGUCGAACUGUGUUUGAAUGUUAUUCUGUUUGUGAUAUGAGACACUAGUAUUUGCUUGUACUGUACGUUUCUCUGCAGUAUUACUGGUUUUCUUUUAUGUAAUAAUGAAUAUAUUUUCCCUCUGAUUCUGCCUGCUUCUCAUCUUUAGUUGCCCCGAACCCAUCAUAUAUGCAGAAGCUUGAGGUUGCUUUCAUACCCUGAAUUCAGCCAUUGUUUUCACGUAAAAAUGGGUCAGUGUGACAAAGGCCGCCUGUAUCUGAGCAGGGCUGAACCAUGAAAAGUGCCACUGAAAAACUGACUGGAGAGGGCACUUUGAACAGAGAUGUCAGGACCCUCGUUGUUUAGAGGCCAACAUGUGUCGUCUGGUUAUGAUGGAAAGUGUAACCUGGAACCUGUGCCAGAAUAGUACAGCUUGUUGAGCUAUUGACCUCCAUUUGCAUUGCAUUACAAUGUUUGGAUUAUAAAUGCUGUUCAAAUUCAGUACAACUAUGAAGACAUGACAAUGGUGGAGUUUGGGGUUAGUAAUUGGUUGCUGAAUAAUUUGAAAGAUCUCAGAAAUGUUCCCUGCAAUAAUGUUAAUAAAUUGUUGACAAUAAAAAA
Messenger RNA from Menidia menidia (Atlantic silverside), 3899 nucleotides. The record is from the annotation of a GenBank genome assembly. Lineage: Eukaryota; Metazoa; Chordata; Actinopteri; Atheriniformes; Atherinopsidae.